This is a messenger RNA of Varanus komodoensis (Komodo dragon), 1942 nucleotides long. It is a transcript of the gene ACHE, whose product is annotated as acetylcholinesterase (Cartwright blood group). Gene Ontology annotation, biological process: acetylcholine catabolic process; choline metabolic process. Gene Ontology annotation, molecular function: acetylcholinesterase activity. Bases 68 to 1840 code for a protein of 590 amino acids. The transcript is spliced from 3 exons. NCBI's taxonomy places the organism in Eukaryota, Metazoa, Chordata, Lepidosauria, Squamata, Varanidae. Gene Ontology annotation, cellular component: plasma membrane. The record is from RefSeq and is a predicted model, not a curated record.
AAGCCCCGCCGGGCCUCUUCUAACUCAGCUCCUCCCUCUGGCAGAGGCCCCGCAGCCGGCCAGCACGAUGCCCCUGCCCGGCGUCCCGCUCCUUCGGCACCUCCUCUUCCUCCUCCUCGCCGUGGCUGCAUCCGCGCAGGUGGACGAGCUGAAGGUGAUGACCCAGACGGGGGAGGUGCGCGGCCUCCGGAUGCCGGUUCUCGACGGCCACAUCGCGGCCUUCCUGGGCAUCCCCUUCGCCGAGCCGCCGGUGGGCCGGCUGCGCUUCCUGCGCCCUGAGGCCAUCAAGCCCUGGAGCCGCCCGCUGGAAGCCACCUCCUACCAGCACGCCUGCUACCAGCUGGUGGACAACACCUACCCCGGCUUCCACGGCACGGAGAUGUGGAACCCGAACCGGAACAUGAGCGAGGACUGCCUGUACCUGAACAUCUGGGUGCCGUCGCCCCGGCCCAAGAACGCCACAGUCCUGGUCUGGAUCUAUGGGGGCGGCUUCUACAGUGGGUCCUCCUCGCUGGACGUCUACGACGGCCGGUACCUGGCGUACACGCAGAGGGUGGUCUUGGUCUCCAUCAGCUACCGGGUGGGGGCCCUGGGCUUCCUGGCUCUCUUGGGGAGCCAGGAAGCGCCGGGCAACAUGGGGCUGCUGGACCAGCGCCUGGCCCUGCAGUGGAUCCAAAGCAACAUCCAGCACUUUGGGGGCAACCCCAAGGCAGUCACCAUCUUCGGGGAGAGCGCCGGGGCGGCCUCGGUGGGGAUGCACCUCCUCUCCAUCCAGAGCCGGCCCCUCUUCCAGCGGGCCAUUUUGCAGAGCGGCGCCCCCAACGGGCCCUGGGCCACCAUCACCCCGGCAGAGAGCCGGCGCCGCGCCACCCUGCUGGGCAAGAGGGUGGGCUGCCCCUUCACCAACGACUCCGAGCUGGUGGGCUGCCUGCGCUCCAAGACUCCGCAGCAGCUGAUCGACGAGGAGUGGUCCGUCCUGCCCUCCAAGAGCAUCUUCCGCUUCUCCUUCGUCCCGGUCAUCGACGGAGACUUCUUCCCCGACACGCCGGAGACCAUGCUCAGCACCGGCAACUUCAAGGACACCGAGGUGCUGCUGGGGGUCGUGAAGGACGAGGGCACCUACUUCCUCAUCUACGGGGUCCCCGGCUUCAGCAAGGACAACGAGAGCCUGAUCAGCCGCGAGGACUUCCUGGAGGGCGUGCGGAUCGGCGUGCCCCACGCCAACGACAUCGCCGCCGAGGCCGUGGUGCUGCAGUACACCGACUGGCAGGACGAGGACAACCGGGAGAAGAACCGCGAGGCCAUGGACGACAUCGUGGGCGACCACAACGUCAUCUGCCCGGUCAUGCACUUCGCCGCCCGUUACGCCGAGCAGGGAAACAAGGUGCACGCCUACCUCUUCGACCACCGGGCCUCCAACCUCAUCUGGCCGCCCUGGAUGGGCGUCCCCCAUGGCUACGAGAUCGAGUUCGUCUUCGGGCUGCCCCUGAACGACAGCCUCAACUACACCGCCGAGGAGAAGGAGCUGAGCCGCAGGAUGAUGGGCUACUGGGUCAACUUUGCCCGCACGGGGGACCCCACGGAUCCCUCCGACAAGGAUGGCAGGUGGCCCCUCUACACGCCGUCGCGGCAGGAGUACGUCAGGCUCAACACCCAGCCGCUGAGCACGGACCGCAGCCUCCGCGCCCAGAUCUGUGCCUUCUGGAACCGCUUCCUGCCCAAGCUGCUCAACGUGACAGAGUCCGCCAGAACUUGCACUGAUGCCGCUUGGGGGCCCUCCCCCACACACGCCCCACUCCUCCCCCUCCUCCUCCUCCUCCCAGGGCACCUCCUGACUUGAACACCCCGCAGCACGGAGAGGAGAGGGUGCCCUGCACCUCGGGGGGACCCCUUGGGAGAGCACGUCUGCAUGGAUUGAGCUGCUCAAACGCUGCCGCGCCGC